AAAUGCGGCGCUUGAAGGGGCAUUCUUCGUCAAUUCUUUGCUGCGCUGCCGCCUCCGGUGAUGGAUCGGCAGCUGGAUUGGUGUCCGGCGGCGAGGACGGGCGCGUGUGCGUCUUUGAUUUGCGUGGUAGCAACGAGGCCAGUCAGAAAUAUUCCUUCUUCGAUGGACUGCCUGUGCCGUCUGUGUGCUACAAUCCAGUGGAUAUGAACCUCGUUUACGCGGCAGCGGGAUCAUCCAUUUAUUGUUUCGACCUUCGGCUGGGUUCCUCGGCAGACGUCAUAGCAAAGCACACGAUCAAUGCAGAUGAUAUCAAUCAGCUGGCGGUCAAUCGAAAGGCUACGUUUUUGGCAGCCUCGGAUGAUAGCGGAGAGACCAAGAUCUUGGACCUUAAGAACAACAGGACGUUCAAAGCUUUGCGAGGUCAUACAAAUAUCUGUAGCGCAGUGCAGUUUCAUCCCCAGAGGCCGUGGGAAGUGGUAACGGGAGGACUGGACUCGAAGAUGAUCAAGUGGGACUUCAACCGAGGAAAACAGCUUGCUGCUCUUGAUCUUGGAUGUGUAUCAGAUGCAUCCAAGCAGAUCUUCAAUCCUCCAUUCGUGCAUGCAUUAGCAUGCCCACAGCGGGAAAUCUCCGGUGAGCUCGGAAGGACUGUGGCUGUUGCGCGCGGCGAUGGCGGGACAGAUGUUUACGAUCUUAAUGGCCCAGCGAAAAGGGAUCCAUCGCAGGGUCUCGCCAGAAAAUGCAGCCUAGACGUGGAUCAAGGAGGCCAUACGGCACCAGUGUCUCAUGUGAACUUUGCAAGUUUUGACGAGUCUGGAAGGACAGUAAUCUCAGGUGGUAACGAUUCAAGCAUUAAAAUCUGGAACUGGACCGCUUGCGAGCUCAAGCUUUCACUCAAUCACAAUAGAAAGGUGAACUGGAUGACAACAAGAGCGAGCUCAUCAGACAAUCUUAUCGUUGCUGACACUUCCAAGUUCUUAAGAGUUUACAGCGUCCCUGUGUAAGGUUGAGCCGUCCCUUCUUUCAAUCUUAGAUCAUGAUCAUGAACUUUCGACUCCAGAAAGAAGACGCAGAAGUAACUAGGGUUCUUGCAUUCUACAA
This is a messenger RNA of Selaginella moellendorffii, 1101 nucleotides long. RefSeq names its product WD repeat-containing protein 53. The transcript has 12 exons. Lineage: Eukaryota; Viridiplantae; Streptophyta; Lycopodiopsida; Selaginellales; Selaginellaceae. The record is from RefSeq and is a predicted model, not a curated record. Gene Ontology annotation, molecular function: protein binding. The coding region runs from base 3 to 1004 and encodes 333 amino acids.